AUGUUCAGGACCAAUUUAUUUCAAAACAAAAUUGAUGCAUAUAGCAACCAUACUGCCAAAAGAAAGCUGCUCAAGCUUUAUGACGGGGAUGAAUUAGAUACAUUUCUGUACCUAUCUGAGAAAGGUGAGCUGGAAGACGCACAAAUGAUUGGCUCAUACUUGGAUGGGAUGGAUGGCGAUACACGCGCGUUCCAUCUGUUCAUAGGGCGAUUGCUGUGUCUGUAUGAUGUGACACAUGAACAAUAUGUGAAUUGCUUAUCUGAAUUUGAAAAAUAUCCUCGAAAUGUUCUGUACCCUAAGUUGGAUAAUAUCUUCGAAGUGCAGCAUAACUGCAUCGGUUUUCAUCCCUUAGGACAAUGCUACAAACGGAUGAAGCAACGGUUUGAUGCUGAAGUACAACAGCUUCUUCGCAGGGCAUAUAAUCAAAGGAAAGCCAUCGAAGAGCAGUUGUUUAAGAGGAAUCCACAAAGAAAGGAAAGCCUGAAGUUCUUGGAGGCAAGAAUUUCCACUGUGAUCAAUUGGGAGGAUCAAGAAUGUCUAACUGCUGGUAUUUAUGACAAAGAACUACAAGACAACAUGGUUGCGUGGUUUAUACGGGUAAACAAAAAGGUUAUUGAAAAACUAUCCAGUCGCACAGCAAGAAUUAAGACAUAUUGUAAGUCAUGGUUAAACCUCGAGUCACAGAAUUGCUGUUAUUGGAGUGUUUUGGAAAGCGUUCUUCAAAAUGACGACAUUUACUAUGAUUGUAUGUUAGAAAAGCUCAAGAGGAAGGCUUUUAAUCAGGUGGCACCCGCAGGUGACAUUAUCACAUUAUCUGAGUUUCAAGAAGUAGCAGAACAUUUCAAAACUCUGAGAUCUUCGUUCAUAUUACCACAGGACUGUGAUGACAGUUCUCCAGAACAACUGUCACCGAAGAGCAACGCUCCUCCAAAGUCUCCCUUACCCACCGUCACCAACAAAGUAUGUUGGAAAAGACCUAAGCCACGUAUUACAUUUUCUGGUAAACUCACUAGAGUUUACCAUCCAUAUCAAUCACCUGGUGACUACUUAAUCGAUAUUCCACAUAACAACUCACUUGAACCUGGUCCGUUGGAUGUCGAAACUACAUACCAACAGUUUUCUACAAAGUUUAAGGAUGUAACGGUGAUAUACGUGAGAUGGGACUUUGUUGAAAAAUCGGGCCAGUCGCCAGGAACCGGACCAUUUGGAUGGUUUUUCCUAAUGUUCAGGAAUGGUGGAUAUGUCCCCGUUUACAUUACUGAAAGGGUGCAUAAGGUUGUCUUUGAGCAAAAGGAUGGCUCGUACAAUAAGCAUGUAGAAGAUGAUGAGCUGAACAAAAUGAAUUGGCCCGAUGAGUUAAAAAUGCCAGUUAGCAACAAUAGGGUAUGGGAAGGUCGAUCUGUGUAUAUACCUAUGGAUGAAUUUGCGAAAGAGCUAGUAUUUAGAACUAAAGAAGCUGUUGUUGGAAAUUAUAUCAGAACAAUGCGAGAGUUGGAAGAAUUGGAACAGUUAUAA
Molecule: messenger RNA, 1515 nt
Organism: Eremothecium cymbalariae DBVPG#7215
Lineage: Eukaryota; Fungi; Ascomycota; Saccharomycetes; Saccharomycetales; Saccharomycetaceae
Exons: 1
Coding region: 1-1515 (504 amino acids)
Source: RefSeq, a predicted model, not a curated record